AUGGACAAGGCUCUCGCGCUGCCAGAGAUCCUCGCCUGUAUCAGCAAUAUGCUCGACAACAACAACAUCAUUUCUUGCAUGCAGGUUUGUAAUGCAUGGAGAACCGAAUUCGAACCUCGUCUCUGGCGAUCAUUCACCCUCAAACAGCUUGGGCCCGAUGACAUGGGCGUUCAACCAAAUCUCGCCCUCCUCCAAAAGAACGCAUACCAUAUCCGCAGCCUGGUCAUCGAGCACAUGGACCCCACCCUUCAAGAUUUCUUUACGCAGUGCAAGCAGCUGGACGAGGUCAAGUUUGACGUGCAGGAGGUCGACGAUGGUGACAUUUGGAAUCGAUUCUCGGAUAUGAUAGACAACCACGGCCGUCUUCGCAAGAUUGUGAUCAAUUCUGUCCCGUGGCCGAUGACCAACAAAGUCCUGGAGACGAUGGAGAGGUGCCCAAAGCUAAUUGUCCUCGAGACCAAGAUGGCCGAACUAGAUGUUGCCGCGACCCAGCUCUACCUUCGCCUCUGCUCCAAGAACCUCAGGAGACUUUCGACGUGGGAUGACGACUAUGAUCACCCCGAGUUUCCUGAAGACCUUAUCUUUCAGGAGAUGCGCUACCUCGAUAUUUGUCACGCCAACGGGAUCUCCAUGGACAAGCAGCUCACAUGGCUCAGCCGCUGCCCCAACUUGAUCUCUUUUCGCUGGGAACCUGGGAACGGUUAUGUCGAUGUCGCCAAGCUCUGUACUAUUCUCUCGGGAGGAACCUGUCCCAACUUGACGGCACUGCAUCUGCUUGUGACUGUGGCGGACGACGAUAUUGCACAGAUUCUGGAAGCUGCACCAAUGAUCGAGAAGCUAUCAUUGCCAAGGACGGAAUUCGGAGUACUGUCGAUGAACGCCUUGCGCAGACACUUUCCAACCUUGCGGGAUAUCAACCUUCAGUUUUGCUCCAAGGUCACCAGCCCGAUGGUCCAAGAGAUUCUCCGUUCCUGCGCCAACCUCCAAAGCAUCAGCGCCGAAUCCUUGGCUCACAGCGACAUUAUUCAGCAUCCGUGGGCGUGCAGGAAUCUCCAGAUGUUUGACGUCGGGAUUGAUGUCGUUGAUGAGACUGGCGAUGACGAUCCUCCAAUGUCCCACUUCAAAGAAGUCUACCAGCGCCUUGGCCAACUCACAGACCUCAACUACCUUUCCAUCUGCAGCGAGAAUCAGGCGGACACGGAUAGCCGGGAUCCGAUCAAGGUCUCGUUGGAGGCUGGCUUUGACGAGUUGGCGACUCUGAGGAAGCUGACAUUUUUUAGCUGCAAGACGCUGCUGAACAGCGAUGAUCCUAGCGAGGGGUUCAAAGUUGUGGAGUGGAUGGUAGAGCAUUGGAAGAGGCUGGAGACGUUUGAGGCGUCAACACUCGCUGGGGUUAGGGGGGACAUUGGGGAUGACGGCAACACGACUAAGCCCGAUGCGAUGGAUCUGCUGAGGGAUCAUGGUGUCACGUUUAGCGCGUUUUUCUCGCCGGGGCUGGAUUACGACGAUGACGACGAUGUCGACUAUUAUGACGGGGAUGCGUGGACGGAACAGUCAGACUAUGAGGACGAUGGCUAUGACAUGGAUGACUUUGCGACCUAUGAUCACUACGGUCCCAUUGACUUUUCCAGCGACGAUGAGUACGCUGAUCAAUACGCUCAGUACAUGCAACUGCAGUACAUGGGCCUCGAGUAA
Molecule: messenger RNA, 1695 nt
Organism: Linnemannia hyalina
Lineage: Eukaryota; Fungi; Mortierellomycota; Mortierellomycetes; Mortierellales; Mortierellaceae
Source: the annotation of a GenBank genome assembly